This is a messenger RNA of Thermothielavioides terrestris NRRL 8126, 3128 nucleotides long. RefSeq lists its product as uncharacterized. Lineage: Eukaryota; Fungi; Ascomycota; Sordariomycetes; Sordariales; Chaetomiaceae. The record is from RefSeq and is a predicted model, not a curated record. The coding region runs from base 87 to 2900 and encodes 937 amino acids. The transcript has a single exon.
GCCCGCCGACUUCGGUCCAACCGCCUCGCAGACCCGUGACUGCCGUUCAGCUCAGCCCACGAAAACCACCUCGCACCAUCAUCACGAUGAAGCACGCCACUGCCAUCGCUGCCGUCCUCGGCGCCGCCAGCGCCGCCACCAUUCCCGUCACCUCCAACAGCAAGCCCUACGCCCCCGCCUGUGCCGGCGAGGUGUGCUCGGGCAACAGGGUGAACGAUCUCACCGGUGUCGUCGCAAAGCGGGACCCGGAGCCUCAGACAGUGGACAUCGCCGGGGACGCCGCGCUCUUCGCCCGGCUGGAGCAGAAGCGUGAUCCCAAGAGCAAGUCGCACAAGUCCGGAAGCAAGAGCAAGAGCAAGCCAAAGUCGAGCUCCUCGUCUUCCUCGUCCAGCACUGGUUUCCAUAUCCCCGAUGCGAUCAAGGAUAUCGCCAAGGAUGUGGCGACCAACACGAUCACCAACACAUUGACGACUGAGGCCAACAAGCUGCUCAACGGCGGGCAGCAGCAGCAGCAGCAGCAGCAGCCGAAGCAGAAGCGCGAGGCUUGGCCAGAGCCCGAGCCCGAGCCCAAGGGCCGCGCCAAGGGCGGCUCCAAGGGCGGUUCCAAGGGCGGCUCCAAGGGCGGCUCCAAGGGCGGCUCCAAGGGCGGCUCCAAGGGCGGCUCCCACCUGUCACAGGGUGUCAAGGACUUCGGCAAGGACGUUCUUAGCGGCACCAUCAGUGGUGGGAUAAUCGCCGGUGCCGAGCAGCUCCUCAACGGCGGGCAGCAGCAGCAGCAGCAGCAGAAGCGCGAGGCAUGGCCCGAGCCCGAGCCCGAGCCCAAGGGCGGCGCCAAGGGCGGCUCCAAGGGCGGCUUCCACCUGUCACAGGGUGUCAAGGACUUUGGCAAGGACGUUCUUAGCGGCACUAUCAGCGGUGGGAUAAUCGCCGGCGCCGAGCAGCUCCUCAAUGGCGGCCAGCAGAAGCGCGACCCCAAGUUCACCCGCCCCCGCAUUGGCAUCCCGGCUGGUGCCAAAGACUUUGCCAAGGAUGUGGCGGCCGAUACCAUCAGCGGCGGCAUCGUCGCUGGCGCCCAACAACUGCUGAACCAGCGCGACCUUGAGAUCGAGGAGCGGGACCCCCGGGGUAAGGGCGGCUUCCACCUGUCCAAGGGUAUCAAGGAUUUUGGCAAGGACGUUCUUAGCGACACUAUCAGCGGUGGGCUGAUCGCCGGAGCCCAGCAGCUGCUGAACCAGCGCGACCUCGAGAUCGAGGAGCGGGACCCUCGGGGUAGGAAGGGCGGCUUCCACCUGCCCCAGGGUGUUAAGGAUUUCGGCAAGGACGUUCUUAGCGACACUAUCAGCGGCGGGAUAAUCGCCGGAGCCCAGCAGCUGCUGAACCAACGCGACCUUGAAAUUGAGGAGCGAGACCCUAAGGGGCGUUUCAAGGUCUCGCAAGGCGUCAAGGAUUUCGCUAAGGAUGUUGCCUCGGGGACGAUCAGCGGUGGCAUCAUUGCUGGUGCUGACCAGCUGCUGAACCAACGCGAUCUUGAGAUCGAGGAGCGCGACCCGAAGGGGCGUUUCAAGAUCUCGCAGGGCGCCAAGGAUUUCGCCAAGGAUGUUGCCUCGGGGACGAUUAGCGGUGGCAUCAUCGCUGGUGCCGAGCAGUUGCUGAACCAGCGCGACCUUGAAAUUGAGGAGCGCGACCCUAAGGGACGUUUCCACGUCUCGCAGGGCGUCAAGGAUUUCGCCAAGGAUGUUGCCUCGGGGACGAUCAGCGGUGGCAUCAUCGCGGGUGCUGACCAGCUUCUGAACCAACGUGACCUCGAGGAGCGCGAUCCUAAGGGACGUUUCAAGAUCUCGCAAGGCGUCAAGGAUUUCGCCAAGGAUGUUGCCUCGGGGACGAUCAGCGGCGGCAUCAUCGCUGGUGCUGAGCAGCUUCUCGGCCAGCGUGACCUCGAGGAGCGCGACCCCAAGGGACGCGUCCAUGUCUCCCAGGGUGUUAAGGACUUCGCUAAGGAUGUUGCCUCGGGGACGAUCAGCGGCGGCAUCAUCGCUGGUGCUGAGCAACUUCUCGGCCAGCGUGACCUCGAGGAGCGCGACCCCACGGGACGCUUCAAUGUCCAUGUCUCGCAGCGUCUCAAGGACUUCGCCCAGGACGUUGCCUCAGGGAAGAUCCACCCUAUCCAGCUCUCCGGCCCCGUGCAGCGUGAUCUCGAGGAGCGCGACCCCCGUUUCGGCCUUGGUAGUAUCUUGAAGGCCGGCGGCAAGAUCCUCCCCGAUGUCAUCGGCGAGGGCAUCAACAUCCUCAGCAACCAGAAGCGGGACGAUGAGGAGGAGCUGGCCGAGCGUGAUCUCGAGGAGCGCGACCCCCGUUUCGGCCUUGGUAGUAUCCUGAAGGCUGGCGGCAAGAUCCUCCCCGAUGUCAUUGGCGAGGGUAUCAACAUCCUCAGCAACCAGAAACGGGACGAUGAGGAGGAGCUGGCCGAGCGCGACCUUGAGGAGCGUGAGCCUGAGGAUGAGGAGCUUGAACCUCAGGAGAAGCGCGACAUGCUCGGCCUGGCAAUUCCGCGCCCGAUCGGGGUUAUCGACGAGGUGCGCUUGCCCCCGAGCGCCAAGCGGCAGGUGGACGAGACAUUCGAGGCGGCCGACGCCGCCGCGCGCGCCCUGUUUGAGCCGGUCGCCAGGUCCACCGUCCCCCGCGCCGAGCAGGAAGCUGAGGUGGAGGAGCGCAACGCGCCUGCCCCCGAGGCCACCGCCUCCCCGGGCCGGCUUCUCGGCCAGAAGAUCGGCCAGGCGCUCGUCCACGACGCCACGAAGUCCGCCGCGACGACGACGCUCGCCCGCCCCGGCAUGCUGGGCUACAUGACGGCCGGUCUGGCGCUGGCCAUGGCUCUGGGCGCGUUCAACGUUCUCGCCUAGACGGCUGGUCGACUUGCUGGGGGUUGGUGCAUGCGGUGGGUCCCUGACAUUGCUCAGUCAGCUGCGCGCCGGCGUCGGGCUAUGAUGGGAUAGGGUUCGCCGCUCGCUUGGGGUGAGAUGGUAUUGGUUAAUGGUGGAGGAGAACUGAGAGAGACCGCGAGGAGAUGGUACGAUAGCCAGAGAUGGGCCCGCACUCGUUUGAUGCUGAAGUCUGGCCGACAAACUCAG